AUGAGCGCAUUGAGAAGCUGCCAGAAGGUUAGACGGCACCAUCAUUGCUCUCACUCGUCCCCAUCCCCACCCCGAUUCUUCGCAAAUAUGCCCCAGUUGGCUCCUGACCCAAUUGGAAAUGUCUCAGCCAUUCCAAACAGGAUUCUUCCCCGCAAAUUCAGCUGCACGAAAAUCUCCUGCCGCCAACCUUACGACAAACAAGCCAACGUUUGCAGAGAUGCUCAAGUUAGGUCACCCUCGAAUACUACCGCACCACAGGCUAGCGUCAGCCACGACAGCUGCAAGAUCGCUCGCGCCUUGCGCGGCUGGGAAAGGAAGUCGUGCGCCGUGCCACAGGUACGCCGCAUCACGGUGAGGUCCGGGUGA
Messenger RNA from Podarcis lilfordi (Lilford's wall lizard), 366 nucleotides. Lineage: Eukaryota; Metazoa; Chordata; Lepidosauria; Squamata; Lacertidae. The record is from the annotation of a GenBank genome assembly.